Messenger RNA from Nannochloropsis gaditana CCMP526, 213 nucleotides. RefSeq lists its product as uncharacterized. The annotation marks the transcript as partial. Gene Ontology annotation, cellular component: Swr1 complex. The record is from RefSeq and is a predicted model, not a curated record. The transcript has a single exon. Gene Ontology annotation, molecular function: histone binding; ATP binding; ATP hydrolysis activity.
GGUUUGGGGAAGACCAUCCAGACCAUCUCCCUCCUCGCCUACCUGGCCGCGCACCGCGGGAUCUGGGGCCCGCAUCUGGUGGUCGUGCCCACCUCCUGCCUCGUGAACUGGGAGACCGAGUUCAAGCGUUUCUGCCCCGCCCUCAAGAUCCUCCCCUACUACGGCUCCGCCCCCGCCCGCAAGCAGCUCCGCCAGGGCUGGACUAAGCCCGGG